Molecule: messenger RNA, 1794 nt
Organism: Argiope bruennichi
Lineage: Eukaryota; Metazoa; Arthropoda; Arachnida; Araneae; Araneidae
Exons: 1
Coding region: 1-1794 (597 amino acids)
Source: RefSeq, a predicted model, not a curated record
AUGGUUCCGGCUACAAAUGUUAAUUUAGAGAAUUUAGAAACUCCACAGGUUAUGCUUGGGAAUCCGGAAUUUACACGGAGUUCCAAAAUCGAUGCCCUUUUGGGUGCUGAAACCUUCUUUGAAAUUGUUAAGGGUGAACAAAUACGUUCAUCUCUAAAUUCCUUAAUAUUUCAAAAUACUGUAUUUGGUUAUGUCGCUGGUGGCUAUGUAAAUACAAACAAUCAGGAGCCCUGUACUAAUUUAUGUAGUUUAGUUUUUCGAAAUGAGAAUAUAGAAAAUGUAAUCGAAAAAUUCUGGUUAGUGGAAAAUAUUAGUGAAGAAAAUACUAUUCUUAGUAGUGAAGAAGAGUUUUGCGAGGCGCAUUUUAAAGAAACCCACACUAGAAAUAAGGAUGGUCGAUUUGUAGUUAAAAUGCCGAUGAAAGAAGGUUUGUUGGGUGAUUCUAAAGCCUUAGCCAACGUUAGACUUAACCAAACAGUUAAGCGAUUGUAUAAGAAUCCCAUGAUGCAAAAUUUAUAUAAGGAAUUUAUUGCAGAAUAUGAAAGUUUGGGUCAAAUGGAAAAGGUGAAUAAUGACCUUUGUGAAGGAUCGUAUUAUUUGCCGCAUCAUGGAGUUUACAAACCUGAAAACUCAACUACAAAAUUAAGGGUUGUAUUUAAUGCCAGUGCCCCUAGUACAUCGGGACAAAGUUUAAACGAUUUGCUUCUUGCCGGUGCAGUGAAAGAAAAUAUUUUUGAAAUAAUGACUAGGUUUAGGACUUAUAAAUACGCAUUUACGGCCGAUAUUAAGAAGAUGUACCGUCAAAUAUUAAUUGAUGAAUCGCAAAGAAAUCUGCUAAAAAUAUUAUGGAAGGAUAAUAUGAAUCAAUUUCCAAUUACGUAUCGUCUUAACACUGUUACUUAUGGCACAAAAUCGGCUCCAUUCUUGGUCAUUCGUUGUUUGAAGCAACUCGCUUUGGAUGAAGCGGAACAAUUUCCGUUAGCUUCGCAAGUUACACUAACAUAUGUGUAUAUGGACGAUUUUGUCUCGGGUGGGCUGCCCUGGGCUGCUACUUUAGAAGCAGCCCAGGAAUUACAAAGGCAGUUGAUACAAAUGCUGCAAACUUGUGGCAUGGAGCUUCAUAAAUGGACUUCAAAUUCAUCUGAACUCAUAAAUAAUAGCUCUGAGGAAACUAAACAACAAUAUUUUCUCGUUGAUCGACAUUCUUCAGUAAAAGCUUUGGGUCUGAAUUGGCAACCAAAAGAAGAUUAUUUUCUUUUUAAGGUAGACUUAAAGAUCAAGCCUUUCUACACUAAAAGAAACGUGUUAUCAGUCAUCGCUCGUUUGUAUGAUCCAUUAGGUCUCGUUAGUCCUGUUAUUACAAAGGCCAAAAUUUUUAUGCAAAAAUUAUGGAUCCAACAAUUGAACUGGGAAAAUGCUCUCCCUCAGUCAAUUCAGCCAGAAUGGUCGAAUUUUGUGACAUCUUUGAAAGUCAUCGAAAAUCUCAAAAUUCCUAGAUAUAUCUUGAUAGAAUCUUAUGAAAGAACUGUUAUAGUAGGUUAUGCUGAUGCUUCUGAAGCUGCUUUCGGAGCAGUAGUUUACAUGAAAUCUAUUAUGAAAGAUGGCACAGCUGCCAAUAAACUUAUUGCCAGUAAAUCAAGAGUCGCUCCCAUUAAAGUAAUUUCGAUCCCUCGUUUGGAGUUGUCAGCGUGUCUCCUUCUCUCGCAGUUGAUAGAAAGAAUUCGUUCUUCUCUUCAGAUGCUAAUCAGUGAAACAACUGUUACACAGAUUCAACAAUUGCACUUGUCUGGAUAA